Molecule: messenger RNA, 1099 nt
Organism: Stylophora pistillata
Lineage: Eukaryota; Metazoa; Cnidaria; Anthozoa; Scleractinia; Pocilloporidae
Product: trypsin-2
Biological process (GO): proteolysis
Molecular function (GO): serine-type endopeptidase activity
Source: RefSeq, a predicted model, not a curated record
UUUCACAAUUUCAUGACGACGAUCAUGAAGAAUUCGAUUCUCUUUGUCUUGGGCGUCUCUGUUUUGGCAAGUCUUACAUAUGGGUGUGAGGACGUCAACGUAGACUGUGAGAAGUGGAAGCGAGCAGGAUACUGCCCGAAGUGGAAAGAUUACAUGACAAAAUACUGCAGAAGGACGUGUGGAUUCUGCGAAGGUGGUGGCGGUAAUAGUGGAAAUGGCGGCAAUGGCGGCAAUGGCGGUAAUGGCGGCAAUGGCGGCAAUGGCGGCAAUGGAGGCAACGGUGGUAACGGCGGAGGGCCACCAACUGGUGGCUCAGGAGAUUGCGGAUACAAGCCUCAUACUCGAAUCGUUGGUGGCACGGAGGCUCCUCGAGGAGCUUGGCCAUGGCAAGCUCAAAUCACGCAGUAUCACGGUUUCCCAUUUUGCGGCGGAACUCUGGUGAAUCCUUGGUGGGUGGUAACUGCAGCUCAUUGUGUCUCGAAAGACACACCAUCGCGCAUCCGUGUAAGAUUGGGAGGUCACAAGCGCCGAGGUCCCGAGAAUACAGAACAGAUUUUGGAGGUUGAAAAGAUCAUUAAUCACCAUAACUACAAAAGACCGUAUGGUAUGGCUCACGAUAUCGCCAUGCUGAAACUGCGUCACCCCGCUAAAAUAAACCAGCAUGUUGGAAAGGCUUGCUUGCCUGGGUCGAGUGGAAGGGUUCCAGAUGGCAAGAAUUGUUGGGUUACAGGCUUUGGAAGAUUGUCGUCCGGCGGCAGUUCCCCCAAUAGGCUCAGGCAAGUGUCUGUGCCAAUUGUUAGUGAGAGCAAAUGCAGAAGAGCGUAUGGCUCAUCAAUCCACGCCUCCAUGGUCUGUGCUGGGCUCGAUCGUGGAGGAAAAGAUUCGUGCCAGGGAGAUUCAGGCGGACCAAUGGUGUGCGAAUACAAAGGAAAGUUCUUCCUGGAGGGUGUCGUGUCGUGGGGAAGUGGAUGUGCUGCUCCGGGAAAAUAUGGCGUUUACUCCAGGGUUCGUUACUUAAGGCAAUGGAUUGACAGCACUAUGAGCCGAUAUUAAGGAUUAAUAUCUGAGACUUAAUAAAAACGAGUAAUAUACAUUUGAA